This is a messenger RNA of Symbiodinium natans, 1350 nucleotides long. The record is from the annotation of a GenBank genome assembly. Lineage: Eukaryota; Dinophyceae; Suessiales; Symbiodiniaceae.
AUGGGUGUUGCCACCCUCGUCGCCGUUCUGCUGGUGCCAACACUGGGUGUGAAGCUCCAGGUCGAGCAUGAGAAGAGGGCAGACUGCAAGAUCUUCGCGAUGUGGGACUACCACGCGGGCAAGGUGCCCUUCUUCAUCCAAAAGGAUCUCGAGUCGUGGGCCCUGCAUUCUCAUGGCCGCUGCGGCAGCCCCGUACUCAUCAAUGACACCAACAUCGCCGACUACAUCCCGGAUCUUCCCGAAGAGUACUUCAGACUUCCGGACCAUGGAUCUCGCUCGGAUGUGAUCCGCUACGCGCUGAUCUACCACCAUGGAGGCAUCUACAUGGACACAGACAUCCUGGUGCUGCGGGAUUUGAACGAGGUUAUCGACAAGGUGGCUGACGACUAUGAUCUCAUCUCCUACUCACAGAAGAAGAGCUGCAAAUCGUUCAGCUCCAACUUUCUGGCUGGCCGGAAGCACAGCGCCUUCAUGAAGAAAGUUUGGGAGGCGCAGAAGAAGGCCAUGACCGACCACUGCACCUCUCACGACGAUCGCGACACCAAGGUGUGCUGCCCCGCAGAUCCCAAGAAGAAGUGCCAUGUGCACUGGGGCGCCAUCGGCGAGAUGGUGUCCCACCCUGCCUUCGACGAGUUUGCUGCCUCCAACCCCACGAUGAAGAAGCAUUGCUUCGCAGAGGAGGAUGGCGAGUCCUUUGCCCCUGAGGGUAUGGGCACGGUGCUCUUCACCAAGCGCAAGCUAAACGACGCCCUGCCCUUUUUUACAGGGAUCAAGACGAAGAAACCAAUGGAUCGGCUGGCCUACCACCUCUUCAAUGCGCAGGGCUUCCAAAGGGAGUACGCGGGAAGCGCAAUCUUUGACUCAACCCUCUUCGUCGGCGCGCUCUACCGGAAGAGUUUGGGCAACGCCUCCGCGCCACCCAAAGGGCCUGCGGACGAUGGCCCCGCCGAGUACUGUGCGUCAGAGGGCGAGGUGUGCCCAUGCUCUGGCAAAGUCUUCUUCGGGCGGAAGUUUGACAACGACAAGGAUGGCGACAAGCUGGAACUGUCUGAGAUGGUACUGGCACAGUACCGCAUGCAGGAGGUCCAUGGAGACAUCGCCUGCACCACCUCUGGAUUUCAGGGGGAUCCUCAGAUCAACCGGCCAAAGCAGUGCCUCUGCCAGGCCAUGGUGGGCGGGCCGGCUCCGAAGAGUCCAGCGGAGGAUGGCCCAGCGACCUUGUGCGCGAACGAGGGGGAGAUGUGCCACUGCCAAGGGAAGGCCUACUACGGCCGCAAGUUCUCGCUGGGCAAGGCGCCACGGAUCUUGAGCUUGGCGGAGACGGUCAAGUCCGUGUACCGCGCGCAGCAC